Messenger RNA from Paraphaeosphaeria sporulosa, 1828 nucleotides. RefSeq lists its product as uncharacterized. The coding region runs from base 401 to 1441 and encodes 346 amino acids. The transcript has a single exon. Lineage: Eukaryota; Fungi; Ascomycota; Dothideomycetes; Pleosporales; Didymosphaeriaceae. Gene Ontology annotation, molecular function: S-adenosylmethionine-dependent methyltransferase activity. The record is from RefSeq and is a predicted model, not a curated record.
CCUGCAGUCACAUUGAUUCGAGCUAGUGUGCUGAAGCAUGCAGGUGCUCUUUGUUCCAUAUUCUUAUCUAUGGGUGAUUCCCCUACUCAUGUAGCCUUUGAUAUGUUAGGCUCUACUUCAUGAGCAAGCGAGCUCGCCACUCUCUUCACUCUCUGACUUUCUCGCUCUUGGGAUUUCACUGCAGUGUGAUCUUGUGAACUAUUUGCUUACCAGCUGCAAUUCGCAAGCUUAGUACACUUGCGCCCAAAAGUAUCGCUUCCUACCUGCAAUUUUCCAGCGCCGGCUACCAUUUCCUGACAUCAAAGGUCACGGCAGUAUUGUUGAGGUCACAAUUGUAGCUCACCGCAUUCGCGCACUCUACUUUGCCCUUGGCCUCGAGCUUUCUCUCGAAAUCACAACCAUGUCCAACGCCUCAUCCACGUCCGGCACAGCGUAUGCCAACCUCGACUGGACGCAAUACAUACGCUAUAGGCCCAGUUACCCACCUUCCCUACGCGAGCUCAUCUAUAGGUAUCACACUCGCAAUGUUCCCGGCAAGACUACCGCUCCAGAUGCCAGCACCCACUGGGACUCGCUACUCGACAUUGGAGGUGGCAUCGGCAUAUCUUCUGUGCCAUUCAUACGCGACUUUCGCACUAUGCAUCUACUCGACCCGAGCCCGCUAAACCACGAGAAAGCGCGAGUCUUCCUGGCUGAGCACGUGUCGGUCAAUAAUUUGCAAACGAAGCUAGAGUUCACAGUCGCCAAGGCCGAAGAGUACGCCAACAAGCCGGCUGUCACUGCUGAGAGUGGCGUGUCGCUAGCUAUAUGCGCUUCCACUGCGCAUUUCAUCGAUCCGGACAUGCUUGUAAAAGCAAUGUACAGAUUGAUGCGCCCCGGUGGAACGAUGGCGAUCUACAGUUACUGGCUACCAGUGUUUCCGGACCUUGACCCAGGACUCAGCGUGGUGUACACAAAGACGGUUACGAGAGCCAUGAGAUUAUGUAUUCGAGACGAGGCUACGCGGAAUGUGUUUGCCGAUGCGGUUGCUCGGCUCUGUACUGGUACUACAGUCAUGGACGCAAUCGCUGUCCCUGAUGAUUUGUUUGAGGGUAUACAGCGCAUCCAGAUCAACCCCCAGACGGCGUUAUCCCUAGAUACCUUUCGCGAGGACCCGGCUGUGCCGUUUACACCCCUAGAUUCGCAGGUCCGUGAGCACGACGGUAAAUACACGUACGUUAGCGGGACGGAUCCCGAGGCGGAAGGAUGGACCAUGUCCGUGGAUCUGGACUUUUUACACGGCAUGAUCCGGACGAUUCUGCCGGCGGAUAUCCAGCUAAGCAAAGAGCAGCACGAGGAGUUGUAUGGUGACCUCGACCGAGCUUUUGUUGAACGGUGCUUGUCGGGAUAUACUCUAGCGAUGUGGGGGCUCGAUAUGAUUCUAGCCACGAGGCGAGGAUGAAAUGGGGGGGACUCCUGAGCUAUGGACAAGACUAGAAGUACGCCGAGCAAAAUGUUUGGGGUUUGUGUACUUCCCGAAGACUUUGUCGUGCAAGUCUCGUUUCUACAUCGGUGCAAGCCCGAGCGAAGUCUCGAUCUACACUCCUAAGCUUGGCGCUGCUGGAGAAAUCUGGGACAGCCAAAAGUCCCAGGUCCAAUUUUGUGAGUUCAUGGUCGUCAGUUCUCUCACAUAAACACGAACACCGACGACGUUGUGUAAGGUUCAGCUUCCAGAUAUCUAUAGGAGCCUAAGUUGUGCCACGCUUCAGUAUGGACACUUCCAGCUGCGUCUUUUAUUACAUCCGGCCUUGAUGUUCAUAUGAAGGCCAACCCCAACGCUCUCAGCGUA